AUGUCGCAAUCCUCUGAAAGCAGACUGGUGACAUUUUUGAAGCCUUCAGAUAAAGCUACAGUCACAGCUAAGUUUUCAGAAAGUAUAACGAAUCAGAAUGUUGUAGAUUUUGGCAAUAUAAAUGCUCUUGUAGUACGAAUUACAAAUGAUGAAAAAUAUUGGAUUAUUGGUCUUUCGAAUGGUGCAAUUGUUCUUAUAUCAACGGAGGAAAGUGAAAGUCAGAAAAAUAACUACUUAACUUUGUGUGCUGACGGCGAGGUGCUUCCUUGCUGUGACAUACAGCCUGUUUCAUAUUCUGGCGAACAGAAUCAAGCUACCAGGCAUCUGCUGUUAGCUGCAUAUGUAUCCGGUCAUGCACGUUUAUGGCACUAUACGGCAGCUAUGAAAUCAUCACGCCUGCUGGCUACUUUUAGAGAAGAACGAAUAGGUAAUCCAUCUGAUGCUCCAUCAAGAAUUAGUUCUGAGAAACCUAUGAAUCAAAUACUUUCCAUUUCAUGUUCACAUGAUGGUAAACGGUUUAUAACUGGUGGUGACGACUGCCAUCUUCGAGUCUAUGAUUUGAAAUCUCGUACACUUUUGCGUGUAUGUAGUUCAAGUUUCUCUAAAGAGAAGAUGGAUGGACAUGUGAGGCGCAUUUGUGCAGUGAAAUAUCAUCCACGUGGAGCUGUUUAUGAAGAUUACGUUCACAUUUUCAUAACUGGCGGUUGGGAUGACACCAUACAAAUAUGGGAUGAUCGAUACUUACAUUCACUAUGGAUAUAUCAUGGUCCUCAUAUAUGUGGAUCGGAUGCCCUGGAAAUUGAGUCAGAAUCAAAUCAUAUAUUGUCAAGUUCAUGGCGUCGAGAUAAAUCGAUUCUGCAGGUAUGGAAAUUCAACGAGGAACUUAUGGCUGAAUUUUAUAAUUCAGCUGAGCAUCAAGGCGAUGAGCUGUAUAUCCCACCUGGGGUUGAAAUAGUCAAUAAACAAACAGGAGCUAUGCACUACUGUAAACCAGUCGCCGAAAUAGCUCAAGAUGGUUAUGAUGGAGCAAGUAAAGGUUAUGUGGCGAAAUGGCUUGGUCCCUAUUACAUUGGAUUUGGUGGAUCAGGUGCAAAUAUUCUAAAAAUUAUCAGUCGUCUUACACUAAAUGUAGUAGGAUCAGUGACAGAACUGACAAAUGGUGUUUAUUCUUUAGCCUGCAUUCAACCAAAUGGAAGUGACAACAACAGUAGUAGUGCUAGACGGAUGAUACAAUUUGCAUUUGCCUCUGGUACACGUGUUUAUAUUGCACAGUACGAGCAGAAAUAA
Heterobilharzia americana is the source of this 1287-nucleotide messenger RNA. The record is from the annotation of a GenBank genome assembly. NCBI's taxonomy places the organism in Eukaryota, Metazoa, Platyhelminthes, Trematoda, Strigeidida, Schistosomatidae.